Molecule: messenger RNA, 972 nt
Organism: Arxiozyma heterogenica
Lineage: Eukaryota; Fungi; Ascomycota; Saccharomycetes; Saccharomycetales; Saccharomycetaceae
Gene: TUM1
Product: thiosulfate sulfurtransferase
Exons: 1
Coding region: 1-972 (323 amino acids)
Cellular component (GO): mitochondrion
Molecular function (GO): thiosulfate-cyanide sulfurtransferase activity
Source: RefSeq, a predicted model, not a curated record
AUGUCCGUGUUAUACAAGUUGAUUUCUCCACAAGAAUUUAUCACAUUAUUAAAAGCCCAACAAGCAAAACAACUUGGUGCUGCAAAAAGAAUUAUACCAGUUGACGCCACUUGGUACUUGCCAAAUGCGAAUCGUAACGCUAAAGAAGAGUUUUUGACUCAGGAAAGAAUCCCAGGCUCAAUCUUUUUUGAUAUUGACAGCAUCAAAGACACCGAAUCUCCAUAUCCUCAUAUGGCACCACCAGCUCACAAAUUCGCGGAAGCAAUGAAUCAGUUCGGUGUCUUGCCUAAUGAUGUUCUUGUCGUUUACGACAGAAUAGGUAAUUUUAGUAGUCCUCGUUGCGCUUGGACUUUAGCAUUGUUUGGCCAUCCUGAAGUCUAUCUUUUAAAUAAUUUCACUGAAUAUCAAAAAUUAAAUGGUCCAAUUGAAACGUCCUCAGUAGAUAAACUCUCCCCAUACACACCUACCAACAAUUAUAAUAUCAAUAAAGACAUUUCGGAGGAACAAGUUGUCAAGUAUGAUGAAAUGAUGGAAUUAGUUCAAAGCAAACAUUUCCACGAUGGUAAAAUUCAACUGUUCGAUGCAAGAUCAAAUGGUAGAUUUAAAGGUGUGGAUUCAGAACCAAGACCUGGGCUCUCUUCUGGUCAUGUCCCAGGAGCUCAAUCUUUACCAUUUGUAGACGUAUUGGAUCCUGUGACCAAACAAUUCCCAACUGAUUCAAAGGAUAUGAAAAAUAUUAUUAUUGAAGCUAUUCGUAAGAAUAAUGGUAAUACUAAGAGUAAAGAAGAUGUGGAAAGAGAUUUAGAAAAUAAUCAAAUAUAUACCAUGUGCGGUACCGGUGUCACUGGUGCUAUCAUAAAAACUGCUUUCGAACAUGCUGGCUAUAAAAAUAUUAAAUUGUAUGAUGGGUCAUGGACUGAAUGGGCUCUAAGAAAUGGUGAUGACUCUUCGUUAAUUAUUAAAGAUUUGUAA